AUGCCAUCCACAUCCACCACCACCGCCGCCAGGCUAUCAACCCUCCUAGCCUCCGCUCUUCUUCCCUCCCUCGCCACUGCCCAAACCUACUCCUCAUGUAACCCGACCAACUCGUCGCAAUUCCCGUGCUCCGCCGACGCCGGCCUCUGCCAAAGCACCGUCUUCGAGUCGGACUUCACGACCGGAGACAACAGCAGCUGGCACUCGCUGGCAGGCACAGUGACGUACUCUGACGAGGGCGCGGCCUUCACCAUCGCCGAGCGAGGCGACGCGCCGACCAUCGAGACCGACUUCUACAUCUUCUACGGCCGCGUCGAGGUGACGAUGAAGGCCGCCCCGGGAACGGGCAUCGUGAGUUCGAUCGUGGUCGAGAGCAACGACCUGGACGAGAUCGACUGGGAAUUCCUCGGCGGCGAAAACUCCAUCGUCCAAUCCAACUACUUCGGCAAGGGAAACACGACGACCUACGACCGCGAAGAGGAGCACGACGUGACGACGCCGCAAGACGUCUCGCACGUCUACGCCAUCGACUGGACGGCCGAGCAGAUCGUGUGGUCGAUCGACAACACGACGGUGCGCACCCUCGCCUACGCCGACGCGCUGUCCGGCCAAAACUUCCCGCAGACGCCCUCGACCGUCCGCCUCGGCAUCUGGGCCGGCGGCGACGAGGACAACUCGUACUGGACCCGCGUCUGGGCCGGCGGCAACACCACCUACUCCGCCGCCGCGGGCAUGCCGUGGACCAUGACGGUCGAGAAGGUCAGGAUUACGAAUUAUAACCCUGCUAGUAGUUAUAAUUAUACGGAUACGACGGGCAAUGCGGAUAGUAUUGCGUUGAUUGGGACGGAUUGCGAGGAGGCGAGCUCGAGUGAGAGUAGUUCCAGCAGUUCCAGCAGCAGCAGCACCACCACCACCACGAGUAGCAAUGGGACCGCGAGUGUGAGCGCGUAUGCGGAAACGACGCCGGGUAGCUCCAGCACCCCGACUCCCACCCCCAGCUCCAGUUAUUCGAGUGGUGGCGUUGAGAGGUUGGGUGGAGGCCUGAGGGAGUUUUUGUUUGGCAGCUUUUUCGUUGCACUGCUUUUGCUUUGA
This is a messenger RNA of Lasiodiplodia theobromae, 1092 nucleotides long. RefSeq names its product Extracellular cell wall glucanase Crf1 allergen Asp f9. Lineage: Eukaryota; Fungi; Ascomycota; Dothideomycetes; Botryosphaeriales; Botryosphaeriaceae. Gene Ontology annotation, molecular function: glycosyltransferase activity; hydrolase activity, hydrolyzing O-glycosyl compounds. The transcript is spliced from 2 exons. The record is from RefSeq and is a predicted model, not a curated record. Gene Ontology annotation, biological process: fungal-type cell wall organization; carbohydrate metabolic process. The coding region runs from base 1 to 1092 and encodes 363 amino acids. Gene Ontology annotation, cellular component: fungal-type cell wall.